AUGGCGGCGGUGGUCGGACUCUCUUUGAAGCGCCGGUUCCCGCUUGCAACCAUUGGCGGAGCCUGGCCGUAGGCCUGCCGGGGGGCACCGACAGCUGCCGCCGCAGCUCCCCAGAUCAAGAAAUUUGCCAUCUACCGAUGGGACCCAGACAAGUCUGGAGAUAAACCUCAUAUGCAAACUUAUGAAAUUGAUUUGAAUAAAUGUGGUCCUAUGGUGUUGGAUGCUUUAAUCAAGAUUAAGAAUGAAAUUGAUUCUGCCUUGACCUUCCAAAGAUCAUGCAGAGAAGGCAUCUGUGGCUCUUGUGCCAUGAACAUCAACGGAGGCAACACUCUGGCCUACACCCGAAGGAUCGACACCAGCCUCACCAAAGUCUCAAAAAUCUACCCUCUUCCGCAUAUGUAUGUGAUAAAGGAUCUUGUUCCCAACUUGAGCAACUUCUACGCUCAGUACAAAUCCAUUGAACCUUAUUUGAAGAAGAAGGAUGAAUCCCAGGAGGGCAAGCAGCAGUAUCUGCAGUCCAUAGAAGAUCGUGAGAAACUGGACGGGCUGUACGAGUGCAUCCUCUGUGCGUGCUGCAGCACCAGCUGCCCUAGCUACUGGUGGAACGGAGACAAGUACCUGGGGCCUGCGGUUCUUAUGCAGGCCUACCGCUGGAUGAUCGACUCGAGAGACGACUUCACAGAGGAGCGCCUGGCCAAGCUGCAGGACCCCUUCUUCCUCUACCGCUGCCACACCAUCAUGAACUGCAUCAGGACCUGCCCCAAGGGGCUGAAUCCAGGUAAGGCUAUUGCUGAAAUCAAGACAAUGAUGGCCACCUAUAAAGGGAAGAAAGCAUCAGUGUAA
Molecule: messenger RNA, 843 nt
Organism: Zalophus californianus (California sea lion)
Lineage: Eukaryota; Metazoa; Chordata; Mammalia; Carnivora; Otariidae
Product: succinate dehydrogenase [ubiquinone] iron-sulfur subunit, mitochondrial-like
Exons: 1
Biological process (GO): tricarboxylic acid cycle; respiratory electron transport chain; aerobic respiration
Cellular component (GO): mitochondrial membrane
Molecular function (GO): 2 iron, 2 sulfur cluster binding; electron transfer activity
Source: RefSeq, a predicted model, not a curated record